UAGCCUAUUAGAGCUAUCCGCUGCUGCCCUACACAUUUUCCCUCAGCAUGUGGCCGGUGGUGUGCAAUUGGGAUGGGACUGCCACGCAUGUUUCUGUAAGAGCAUUUUGACUACAGUGGUGUUCCGCAGAACGCCGCACUGUCGACCCAGCUCCAUGUAUUCCAAUCUAGACAACGCGUUGAGCAAACUCGGAAAAUAUGGAAAGUGGCAUUUUCACUUAUUUUUUCUGAUAAACGUCCUGCAGAUAUUUUCCAGCCUGCAAACAUUCUCUAUCAACUACCAUGGGUUGACCCCUACCCAUCACUGCCGCGUGCCAGGAGGAGCAAAUAUCUCAGAUGCCAUACCGGGAAAGAAUGACGAAGACGAGCCCUGGCAAGCAGACACGUGCAAUCAGUACGUGAACUUCAGCGAGACGAGCAACGAAACCAUAAAGUGCCAGGAUGGCUACUGGUAUGAUGAUACCUAUGGAGACACCAUCGUCACGGAGUGGGACAUCGUCUGCGACAGAAGCAUCCUCGUGGAUCUUUCCUCGAUUUCUUUCUUCGCCGGUAAACUCGUCGGUUCGUUGAUCAUUUGCGCCCUGGCCGACAUUUACGGACGGAAAUGGACCAUGAUCAUAGCAAACCUGUUGUUCCUGGCGUCGGCGAUCGUACAAUGCUUCUCUAACAGCUACAUCAUGUUUGCCGCCAUGCGCUUCCUCAUGUCUGCGUUCGAAACGGGAGGGUACCUAGUUGGCUUCACGCUAAUAUGUGAGUCCGUCGCCCCUCAAGCACGGGCGUGGGUCACCGUGCAGGACAAUUACUUCUGGGCUUUUGGCCUAAUUAUACUGCCUCCCAUCGCAUAUCUUGUGCCCGACUGGAGGAUCAAUCAGAUCGUCCUUACCGUACCGAUGCUCUACAUGUUUAUUUAUAUUUGCUUGCUGCCAGAAUCGAUGCAUUGGCUCAUAGCUAACAAAAGAACCGAAGAAGCCAAGACCAUUCUCACACGAGCAGCAAAAAUAGACGGAACUAAAAUAGCAACUGAAGACUUGACACCAAUUUCGCACGAAGAGGAUAAGGCGAGAAAAUACAGCAUUAUAGACGUUUACAAGACUCCUGGGCUUAGAGUUUUAGGAACAGUUUUAUUCAUCAUUUGGAUCGCAGAUAGCAUGGUGUACUACGGUCUUACUCUUGGCCUGCAGAACCAAUCCGGCAAUAUCUACAUAAACGGCUUCUUGACCGGAGUCGUUGAGUUUCCAGCUGCUGUGGUAGCUAAUGUGGCCACAGAAAAGUUUGGACGGAUAAAAUCGCUGUCGUUCUUCCACGUGUUAUCCGGAAUAGCGAUGAUCGUACUCUAUCUUACUCCACUAAAAACAGCCUCAGGAAUAGAUCUGGGUUGGCUCAAAACAUCGUUUAUUCUUACUGGAAAAUGCACAAUAACGGCGGCAUUCCGUGUGAUCUACAUCUACACUGUUGAGUUAUAUCCGACAGUCGUCAGGAACACGGGGCUGGGCAUGUCAUCGAGCGCUGCGCGUGUCGGCGGUAUAAUCGCACCAAUGACCAUUGCACUGCAACGCUAUUACCCAUGGGUACAGCCAGUUCUCUUCGGCGGCAUGGCUUUCCUGUGCGCCAUCGUCGCCUUGUUCUUCCCCGAGACGAAAGACAAGGGCUUGCCGGAGACGCUAGAAGAAUGGGCAGACUGGAAGGCCGGCAGGCUAUCAGUCGGCGACAGCGGUGACGAGGGAACAAAGGAACUCGGCGAAGAAAUGAAACCCAUGGUUUCCUAAUGCUGUAUUUCAGGGAAAACCUAUCACGGAAACCUCCCAAAAAAAUGUUCGGCACAGUUUCCAAUAUGCUAUAGUAUAAAUAACUCUAUACUCACAUUAAAUAUUAAAUCCACUGAAAACGAA
Messenger RNA from Priapulus caudatus, 1888 nucleotides. RefSeq names its product solute carrier family 22 member 21-like. The coding region runs from base 155 to 1765 and encodes 536 amino acids. The transcript is spliced from 11 exons. Gene Ontology annotation, cellular component: membrane. Lineage: Eukaryota; Metazoa; Priapulida; Priapulimorpha; Priapulimorphida; Priapulidae. The record is from RefSeq and is a predicted model, not a curated record. Gene Ontology annotation, biological process: transmembrane transport. Gene Ontology annotation, molecular function: transmembrane transporter activity.